Aplosporella prunicola CBS 121167 is the source of this 910-nucleotide messenger RNA. RefSeq lists its product as uncharacterized. Gene Ontology annotation, biological process: peptidyl-glutamate ADP-deribosylation. The record is from RefSeq and is a predicted model, not a curated record. The transcript has a single exon. Bases 55 to 849 code for a protein of 264 amino acids. NCBI's taxonomy places the organism in Eukaryota, Fungi, Ascomycota, Dothideomycetes, Botryosphaeriales, Aplosporellaceae.
AUUGACCCUACUCUCCAUAAUCCCGUGCCAUCCGGAUCGGACAAGCUGUUCAAGAUGCCUGUCGGCGGCAAGCUGAAGACAUCCUCAGAACAAGUCAACAGCUACGGCAACGAGCGAAAUGACCCCAUCAUACUACAGCGCGUCAACAAGGUUACCCAACGCUAUCUCAAAAAGCCCCAGGUCAACCAAAAGACAGAUGCACCAGCUUCACCAGCUCCAGAGCCAACCAAUGAGCAGCAACAGCAAAGGACUGACGAAAAAACGACUGACGACCAAGCAAGCACCAAGCCUGACACUAACAAGCAAAACACCUCACCACCACCACCUCCUCCUCCACCCAGCACGACACCAAGACUGCUAAUCAAGGAAACUGUCGGCGAUAUCUUUGACGCCCCCGACAAUGCCGUCCUCAUCCACGCCUGCAACUGCAUCGGCUCCUGGGGCGCCGGCAUAGCCCUCGCCUUCAAGCAAAAGUACCCCAAAGCAUUCAGCUUCUACCGGGGAUUCUGCGCACAAGGGCGCGCCAAGCCUGGAACAGCUUUACUGAUUUCUCCGCGCGAUGGCCAGCGCGAUCAUUACAUCGGCUGCCUGUUCACCAGUGUCGGGCACGGGAAAAGAGCAGACGCCCCGGCGGUGAUCUUGCGCCAGACGAAGCCGGCUAUGGAAGACCUCCUUAGACGCAUUGCCCGGAACAGGAGAGAGUCCGGAUUUCCCGCUGAGGUAAGGAUGUGCCGUAUUAACUCGGGACUGUUCAAUGUACCGUGGGAGGAUUCGAAGGGCGUGCUGGCGGGUAUUGAGGUUGAGCCGGAUAUGCUGACCGGGGUUGUCGUUUACGAAAAGGCGGAGUAGAAAAGAGGACUGCCUUUUCCAUUCCCUACUUGCUAAUGGGUGGGAUUUGGCGGUGCUGUUA